Plenodomus lingam JN3 is the source of this 1662-nucleotide messenger RNA. RefSeq lists its product as uncharacterized. Gene Ontology annotation, cellular component: cytoplasm. Gene Ontology annotation, molecular function: flavin adenine dinucleotide binding; acyl-CoA dehydrogenase activity. The record is from RefSeq and is a predicted model, not a curated record. Gene Ontology annotation, biological process: fatty acid beta-oxidation using acyl-CoA dehydrogenase. Lineage: Eukaryota; Fungi; Ascomycota; Dothideomycetes; Pleosporales; Leptosphaeriaceae.
AUGUCAAAGCGAUUCUCUGCGGCUGAGGUCGCGUCACACAAGACUGCGAGUGACUUGUGGAUUAUUGUAGAUGAGGAUGUCUAUGACCUCACCAACUUUGCGGAUGAACAUCCCGGAGGAAAGAAGAUCCUCACCCGCGUAGCUGGCAAAGACGCUUCCAAGCAGUUCUGGAAGUACCACAACGACAGCAUCCUUAAGAAGUACCAAAAGAAACUACAGGUUGGCUCCCUAGACACCAAGGCGGCACCACCCGCUCCCCCUGCGACUUCCGCUCCUGAAAAGAAGAGCGAGAAGAAAGAUAUCGUCAAGCCAGAGGCAAACUCUGGCGUCGUCGCACCUCAGCCAACCUCCGCCGCUGCGGAUAUCGAGCCAUUCGACUCCUAUGGCGAUCUAGUGCCAUACGCAGAUCCAUCGUGGUACCAGACUUACCACUCUCCCUACUACAACGAAACUCACGCUGCCCUCCGCGAAGAAGUCCGACAAUGGGUCGACGAGAAGAUCGCCCCAUAUGUUACAGAGUGGGAGGAAACAAGAAAGGUACCCGAUGAGAUUUACCUCGAGAUGGGCGAGCGUGGCUAUCUUGCUGGCUUGCUCGGUAUCCAUUAUCCUGCACAGUACACAGACAAGAGGGUCAAGAGCGUGCCACCUGAGAAGUGGGAUCACUUCCACGAGAUGAUCCUUACGGAUGAGCUGUCGCGUACUGGUAGUGGUGGUCUUGUCUGGAACCUGAUUGGAGGAUACGGCAUCGGAGGCCCUCCUCUAUUCAAAUUUGGCAAGAAAGAGCUCGUGAAGCGCAUUGGUCCAGGUCUGUUGAACGGCGAGAAGAGGAUUUGUCUUGCUAUUACUGAACCAGAUGCUGGUAGCGAUGUUGCCAACUUGACCUGUGAGGCCAAGCUCUCCGAGGAUGGCAAACACUACAUUGUGAAUGGUGAAAAGAAGUGGAUCACAAACGGUGUGUGGUCCGAAUACUUUACCACUGCCGUCCGUACCGGCGGCGAGGGUAUGAACGGUAUCUCUGUUCUCUUGAUUGAGCGCAGUGCCGGCGGUGUGUCAACACGGAAGAUGGACUGUCAGGGUGUCUGGUCCAGUGGCACAACCUACAUUACCUUUGAGGACGUCAAAGUCCCCGUUGAGAACCUCAUUGGCAAAGAGAACCAGGGUUUCAAGGUCAUCAUGACCAACUUCAACCACGAGCGCAUCGGUAUCAUCAUCCAGUGCAUUCGCUUCUCUCGCGUCUGCUACGAAGAGAGCGUCAAGUACGCCCACAAGCGCAAGACGUUUGGCAAGCGCCUCAUUGACCACCCCGUCAUCCGUCUCAAGCUCGCCCACAUGGCGCGCCAAAUUGAAGCUUCCUACAACUGGCUCGAGAACCUGGUCUACCAGUGCCAAAAGAUGAAUGAGAUGGAGGCCAUGUUGAAGCUUGGUGGCGCCAUUGCCAGCUUGAAGGCGCAAAGCACAACCACCUUUGAGUUUUGCGCCCGCGAGGCGAGUCAGAUCUUUGGCGGUCUGAGUUAUAGUCGCGGAGGGCAAGGUGCCAAGGUUGAGCGGCUGUACAGAGAUGUGAGGGCUUAUGCUAUCCCUGGUGGAAGCGAGGAAAUCAUGCUCGACCUGAGUAUCAGGCAAGCGCUGCGGGUGCACAAGGUUCUAGGCAUGAAGCUGUAA